AUGUCUAAAUUAGACAGAUUCUUGUUGGCUUCGGAAUGGCUGGAUGUCUUUCCACUAACCUCAGUCAAAGCUUUGGUUGGUCACCUCCCCAGUUUUUUGGAUGCAUGGUCUCUUAGGUCUGGGCUGAGACCUUUUAGAUUUGAUGCUAGGUGGCUAGAUAAUUUAGAGGUGGUUGAGCUUAUUAAGAGAACCUGGCUUAAUUUUGUGGGGAUGGGUUCUAUGGAUUUUCAAUUACACAAAAAAUUGAUAAGCGUCAAACAAAAAUUGAUUGGUUGGAAAAAAGAUAAUAAAUUCGAUCUUAAGGGUAAGAUUGAAGGGGUUCUAACUGAUAUUGAAUUAUUGGAUCUUACUGCUCAGUCAUAUGGAGUUCUAAUUGAGCAGGUGGUGGUGAAACGUGGGGUUAAACUGAAGGAGUUAGAGGAUUUGCGAAGGUCUGAAGAAAUUUAUUGGAAGCAAAGAUAUAGGAAUAAAUGGUUGAAGGAAGGUGACCUAAACACUAAAUUUUUCCAUACCAUUGCUAGUACCAGAAGAAGACAUAAUGAUAUUUCGGGUCUGAAUAUCCUUGGGUUAGACCUGAGGAAUCCAACAUUGGGUUAG
Molecule: messenger RNA, 597 nt
Organism: Amborella trichopoda
Lineage: Eukaryota; Viridiplantae; Streptophyta; Magnoliopsida; Amborellales; Amborellaceae
Source: RefSeq, a predicted model, not a curated record